AUGUACAAAGUGUGUAUACUUAUGCAACCACGUUAUUGUAUGUUUUAAGAUUUUCCUUUUUUUUCAGAAAAGGUUUAAAUUUGCUUUUUGCCUGAAUGUUAUUGGUUGCUAGCCUGGGCCCACCCAUCCUAAGUGUGACGCAACACGAGGGCCUGUUGCGAGCUUAGUCUUGCAAGGCAAGCUAUCUCCUAGGUGGUGUUUACAUUAGACCGUAUCAGCGGAUCAUCAGAUUAACGUUUUUAAAACGAUUCGCGUGCACACAGCAAUGCCAAUACACGAUUCGCGUGCACACAGCAACGCCAAUACACGGAUACGCUCGGCUCCGCAGGCAUCCUGCGCUCCAAAUCACUCUGCCCUGAACAGCGAGUGCCCUCUGGAGGGUGCGCACUCCGGCCCUGCACAGCUCACAGAGCGCGCGAGUGAAGCGCACGAGCAGUGAUUCGGGACAAAUAGCAGGAAGUGAAGUUCGCGCCGUUUUUCAGCAGUCACGUCACAUGACCAACGUGGCAUGACCAACGCCAGCGAAUCAGGAAGGUGGAUGUCACAGUGACGUUGUCCAAUGACGACGUCAGCUAUAGCUCAGCACUGCGUUUCCUCGUUCCUCAAUGUUUACACAGCACCGGAUCAGCUACAUACUGGGUUGAAUACGUGGGCCCUGGCGGAUUCAAACUGUUCCGCCUGUGGAGUCGUUUCCCAGCGUUUUAAUGUGCAUGGACAGUGCAUCCGUGGCGAAAACGAUACGGAUACAGUCUAAUGUAAACACUACCCUUGUCUGGCUAACGCGACUUCAAAGCUCAGGCCCUCGUGUUGCUUCACACUUAGGAUGGGCGGGCCCAGGCUAGCUAUCUCCAGCUCUUCCAAGCUCCGGAAAAAUCGGGAGCCAAUCAACUUUGAGCAUCUCCAACGGCCCUGGGUAGAGGCGUGUUCAAGGCAGUGACAUAGUAGAACUGCGACCGGAAGCCAUAGAUUGUUUACAGAAUCAUGCUGUAUUGAAAGCAUUCAACGGGAAGUUCUCAUUGAAAACGGAGCAAAGAGCAUCCCUGGAGGUAUUUAUUGAAAGGAAGGACGUUUUCGCCUUGCUCCCGACCGGCUUCAGUAAGAGUUUAAUCUACCAGUUAACCCCGCUGGUAGCCAAAUCAAUGGGGCUCAGCGAGAAUCCUAUCGUCGCCAGGGGCGGACUUACCAUUAGGCAAACCAAGGCGGUUGCCUAGGGUCCCCAAAAUUUGGGGGCCCCUAACGGUCAGCCCCAUCACAGUACCCACCCAGGUAGCAUGUAUAUAGUGGACCACUGGUGGCUUUUGGACGGCAAGCCGUCGGUGGUAUGCCAGCUGUGGUCUGAAGUCGGGCCGCUGCCUAGCACAAAUCACAGCUCGGGGCGUGAGUGGCUUUUGGUUGGCGCCCCGCGAUGGUACGCGAGGAUUCGAAUCCCACUAUGCGCAAGAUAGUGGAGGCUCGCCAUCCUUGGACCGCUGAAGGACCGCUACCCAUAGACGACAACGGACGUUAACGUUGGUGGAAGAACCAGCCACAACUUAAUAGGACUUGAAAUGUAUGUAGUCGUUUCCUUCCCCGCGGAGGGCUUGUUUUUUGUGGUGCCUGUUUCAUGGAUCAUAGAAGAUAAAUGUUACUGGCCUCCCUUUAAAACGCUGGACAAGGUAAAAAAGGCUGCCCUACAAAAUGAAACCCCUGACCCCAAUUGUUGGACACUUCAUCCAGUUGAGGUGCUUAAAGUUAAAGACACAUACGAAAAGGCCCACGGCCACUACCUUAAAGCAAAAAGAGGAGAGAAGCUGGAGACAGAUGAGGAGACCAUGAAAAGAAAAAGAAAGCCAAACAUGAAAUUCAUCCAAUCCAAUGAAUAUAGUGAUGAAGAAGAUGACCGUCCCUAUUUCCCUCCGGCUCCAAAAAUUCAGCGACUGCCAGAGAAAAUUUCUCUACCAAAUUCAGAGUUUACCAGUCAGGCACCACAGGUCCCAACCACCACCACCCUGCCUCUACCACCACCACCACAACUCCCACCUCUACCACCACUACCGCAGCGCCCACCCAGCCAUGAAGUGUACAGUCAAUCACACAGAACCCCUUCAGUCACCAGGACCAGUACUUACCCUGCAGUGUUGUCCAACCAAGCAGCCAGUCCCCCGUUGGAAACCUCACAUCUUUUUCUGACAUCCAGCCAUGGAGAGUUUACCAGUCAGGCACCACAGGUCCCCACCACCACCACCCUGCCUCUACCACCACCAUCACCUCUACCACCACUACCACAGCUUCCAACGAUUUCGCCUCUGCCAGCACCACCACAGCUUCCAUCGAAGUCACCUCUUUUUCGAACAUCCAGCCAUGGAGAUUUUUGCAGACUUGUUCUGCAGCACCUCCGGACGAUUGAGGAGGAGAUUAAGGAGGUUAAGCAGCAGGUGGCUGCAAAUACAGCCAUCCUGCAGAAGCUAGGGGUGCUGGUGUGGCAGACCUUUGCCUCGUCCAGGAAACCAACAUGCCCCUCAGUAACCUGGAGGAACUGGAGGAGCUGGAGAGGCAGCUUGGGUCUGACAUUUACCUGAAAAACCAACUGGUGAACAUACUUGCUGUUUUUGGGGGGAAACCACCAAAGACGCGGUGAAGAGGAUGUUGGGCCGUAUUUUGAGGAAGUCCCUGGCGCUUCAAAUAAAUUGGACUGGUGCUGGAGGAAAGGUGGCGUUCAAGUCUUUACACCUGAAGAAUGUGUUGCACAGAGCUGUUAGGAGAGUGGUGCACACAGCAACAGAAGAGGACCUGCAAAAAGAAGUUGCGAUGUACCUAAAGGGGGCGUCUGACCGAGAGGGAGGGAGAAAAGACAGGCAGAAAAAAGUGGGCAAUGGGGAAAUGGGGAAUAUUUGAACUAGUCAUUAUCUCUAGCCGCUUUAUCCUUCUACAGGGUCACAGGCAAGCUGGAGCCUAUCCCAGCUGACUACGGGCGAAAGGCGGGGUACACCCUGGACAAGUCGCCA
Messenger RNA from Neoarius graeffei (lesser salmon catfish), 2984 nucleotides. RefSeq names its product protein shank-like. The coding region runs from base 1548 to 2558 and encodes 336 amino acids. The record is from RefSeq and is a predicted model, not a curated record. NCBI's taxonomy places the organism in Eukaryota, Metazoa, Chordata, Actinopteri, Siluriformes, Ariidae. The transcript is spliced from 11 exons.